AUAAGGGCUGUAGCUGCUUCAACGCGCUUUUCAUGUUUGUCGCGUCAGCGGUGGGUGGGAUAUUUUCCAGGCGCAUUGCGACGCCGAUCCCGAGUUUCUCUUAAUCAUUAUACCCCGGCGGUGAUUACAACGCUAACACCAUUCCCACUGCAUUUUCCGUCAUCAACAUCUUGCCUACCAUGUCGUUCAAUGCAGGCAACAUCUCCAAAGCCGACGCGGCAGCCUAUUCGUCCUCUGACUCCGAUGAAAACGACGACGAUGACUUCGCGAUACCGUCUGUCGAUCCUCGAGCCGACGACUUCGGCGACUUUAACCCGCGUAAGAAACGACGAACCGGCGGCAAUGCGAAAGAGAGCGCUGCUCUUGGCAUCUUUGCCUCGGAUAGUGAAGACGAUGGACCAGGCCGUAGGUGGAAGGGAAAGCAAAAUCUGAGGAGCAAGAACAUGGCUUUCGUGUCUGCGGGUCAAAUGAAAUUGGAUGAGAACGAGGACGACGAAGAAGAUGGGGAAGACGACGAGUAUACAGACACCGGCCGCCCCGGUCUCGGUGCUAAGCUGACUGUCACUGUCGAAAAAGAAGAAGAUGACGAUGAUGAGGACGAAGAUGAGAGUAUGGCUGGAGUUGGGCUAGGGUUUCGACAGUCCGGGCAAGGUCUGGGCUGGGCGCCGCCUACAGAAACCGAAAACACCACAUCCGCGAGCACGCCGAGCAAACCCGCUUUUAGGACAACAGGCUCAUUCAAGACAAAGUAUGAUGGGAGCACACCACUGGGCAAAGGCUUCGUGCCAUCAUCUGCGAAUGUACCCGUGCUCAAGGAUGACCUUGAGGAUGACACGCCUGUUAUUAAACCCAAGCCCAGUGCCUUUGGAGGCGGUGGGAAGGCUAAAUCAUUUGCAGCUCGCAUGAUGGAGAAGAUGGGUUAUGUCGGAGGCAAAGGUCUGGGUGCCGAGGGUCAAGGACGUAAUGUCAUCAUCGAGCCAAAUCUGCGACCUCAGGGUGUGGGUCUUGGAGCUGUCAGGGAGAAGUCGCAGAAGGAACGUGACGAAGAGAAGCGACAAGCUCGUCUGCGAGGUGAGGAAAUCGUUGACUCCGACGAAGAGAAGAAGAAACGGAAACGAGACAGAAAGAAGCAGGGGCACGUCAGCAGCGCAGGGAGUGGCGCGAGCACACCGCGAAAACCCAAGACGAGGUACCUCACAGUCAGUGAUAUCAAGAAGGCAGCUCCCGGGCUGCAUAUUCCAGAUGCUUUUGCGCCUAUUUUGGACAUGACGGGACCGGGAAAAAAGAUGCUGACGUCGGGUUCUGGACUCUUGACCCCUACGACUGGCACGGAGGUUGUGGAACAGACUGAAGCACGUAAACUGGCUGGUCGAGCACAAAGAGAUCUCAGCGCCUUUGUCGAAGAAUGGAAAACCUUGGAGGAAAGAAAGGCAUGGCUGGGCAUGGAGACACAUCAACGACAGCAAGAGUUGGACGAAGUGCAAAAGGAAUUUGCGAGCCUCCAAAAGUUUGCUUCAGCCUUGGACGUGAUAUCUCAAGCCGCAAGAGACAAAGAGUGGGAUCCUAUUAUCAAAGGCUUGAAAGACGUAGAAGCUGCCGGGUCUUCUGAUGAUGAUUAUGCUGCCAUCGCAGUUGCGGCGAUACACCCCUUUAUGCGCGAUGCCGUCCAAGGAUGGUUGCCUAUGGAAGAUCCGAAGCUUGGGAACUUUGUAUCAGACCUGACGUCCAUCCGCGGUGUUCUUAGUUUGGACGAUAAGGUCAUUAAUGGAAAUGCCGUCGCAAAAUGGGACGAACACGAUAUCGAUGGCACGCAUCGGCACCACAAGAAAUCGACAACCCCCUACGAAAGUAUGAUUUACAAGCUAUUAUUUCCUAAACUCAUCACCACCAUCGCGACGCAGUGGGACGUGUAUGACUCAGCACCUCUUCUUGCUGUUUUUGACAAGUGGGAUUCUCUAUUGCCCGGUUUCGUUCGUACCCAGCUUCUCGACCAAGUUGUUAGGAGGCUAGACGAUGCAAUCAGCGCCUGGAAACCCAGAAAGAAACACCAACAACACCUGCCGCACCUUUGGCUCUUUCCAUGGUUUCAACAUCUGCCGACCCAUCACCUUGAUCCCAGAGGUACUGGUAUCGUGUCUGAUGUGCGCCGCAAGUUCCGUGCGCUUAUCGACGCAUGGGAUUUCGACAAAGGUGUUAUACCUGGACUCAAGCAAUGGAAGGAAAUAUUCCGCCCAUCCAAAAGUCAGGAUCAAUGGAAACCGCUUAUUAUGCAUCACGUCCUUCCCGCAAUGGCACGAUACCUGCGCACCAACUUUCGUGUUGAUCCCGGCGAUCAGGAGCCAUAUCUUCCUAUGCUGACAGGGGUGCUGAAGUGGAUGGAUGUCCUCGCACCAAGCAUGGUCGCUGAGGUCCUAGUGGCAGAAGUGUUUCCGAUGUGGCUCGAUGUGUUGUACCAGUGGCUUACGAGCGAUGAGGCAAACUACGAGGAGGUGGGUGCCUGGUUUGAGUGGUGGCAGAAUGAAGUUUUGGGAGACUUGAAGAGUAACGAGAGCAUUGCGGCCGAAUUCGAAAAGGGAAUGGCUUUGAUCGAACAGGCUCUGGAUCUCGGACCCAACGCCAAAUCUCGCCUGUCUGCUCCGAGGAAACAGCCCGCACACCAGCCGAAGCCAAGGUCUCACAGGGAUAAGGCUCAACGCAUCGAACAGCACAUGCCUACUGCACAGCCACCAGAACCCGUACAAAGGGAAAAGACAUUCAGAGACGAGAUCGAGGACUGGUGCAAUGAGAAUGAUCUACGCUUCAUCCCUACGCAUAAGUUUACCGAUACGGGUGAGAAGUACGUCCGCCUGACUGCGCGAAUGGAUGGAAAGGGUGGUGUGAUGGCGUACUUUAGGAAAAGCGAAACUGGCGAGGUGCUGGUCGUCGAAAGCAGGAAGACGAACAUGCAGUUAAGGAGAGAUGCACCUGUGGAUCGCGAGUUACUACUGGAGGUCUUGCUGAAGGAGGUUGAAUAGUGUGGACCCAACCGUAGCCGAUAGAAUGAACGUGGGCUGAUGAGGAGCACCUCUUGCACACCAUUUCGCAAAUACCAUCAUGAAACCAACAAACGUCAAGCAACCCUCACAGUUAAGAAGUGGUGCACACUGACUGG
Pseudomassariella vexata is the source of this 3151-nucleotide messenger RNA. Its product is annotated as GC-rich sequence DNA-binding factor-like protein-domain-containing protein. Gene Ontology annotation, biological process: spliceosomal complex disassembly. Gene Ontology annotation, molecular function: nucleic acid binding. The coding region runs from base 180 to 3014 and encodes 944 amino acids. The transcript has a single exon. Lineage: Eukaryota; Fungi; Ascomycota; Sordariomycetes; Amphisphaeriales; Pseudomassariaceae. The record is from RefSeq and is a predicted model, not a curated record. Gene Ontology annotation, cellular component: U2-type post-mRNA release spliceosomal complex.